AAAAAAGAAUUUCUGCAUUUUAGAUAAAGAAUAAAGAUUCUCAUAAAUAUGGAAACUACAAAUAUGAAAAGAAGAUCUAUGCCUGAUAAUGAAGUAAAAAUUCUGGAACCGAUAUUAGUAACAUUAAAUAGAAAUGAUUCUGCAGCACGUGAUAUUCAUAUUGAUAAGCCUGAGUUCAAAAUAGGAAGAGCAAGAGAUAAUGAUGAGAUUAUAUUAGACUUAUUGAUAUCUAGAAAACAUUGUGUUAUAAGAUAUCAAGGGAAUGGUGAAUGGACUAUCAAGGAUUUAAGUUCUAGUUAUACCUUUGUUAAUGAUGUUGUUCUUGAAUUAGGAAGUACAAGAAAAAUUUUUGUUGGAGAUAUUAUUCAGUUUAGUACAAAUAGCGAUUAUAAGUAUGUCUUUACUCUUAACCUUACGGAAGAAACUAAUUGUAAGAGGCAGCGGAUAGACAAACAGUUAUUUUACGAAGUCUUCCCAGAGCAAAAGACAUCCGUUGAAACACAAAAAAGUCAGAGAAAAGAAUUAAAAGAUAAGUUAGAAAAUAAGCAAAAGGAACAAUUAGAAUUAAAAGAAGAAUUGAAUGUUUUGUUAAAACAAUGGGAUAUGGUACAUAAUGAUAAGGAAGGUUUAAAGAAUCGAAUUGAAAAAUUAAAAGACAAAAUAGCAACUGGUAAUAACCAAGAAACACAUUUACAAAGUAUGUAUUCUGAAUUACUGAAAAAAUUUAAAAAUGAAAGGACUCGAUUUGAAAUUCGUUUAAGCGAAGAGAGAGAAAAAUGGCAAGAGGCGCUUGAUUUAAGUAAGCAAGAAAAAAAAUUGGUGGAAAUUAAAAUGAGAAAACAAAUGGGAAAAUGGAGGGAAGAGCAACAAGCAGGGUGGAAGAGUCUGAUGGAGAAUAUAGUUAUGGAAGAGAAAUAUAUUCAAGCGCAAUUAUUAACUGAAAAAAUUGAACUAGAAGAAAAGCUUAAAGAAACUGAAAAAGCUUUAAAAGAUAAAGAAAUUAAAUCAAAAUCUAUACGAUCAAAAAAUGCACCUGGAUCUAGUAUGCUUCAGGAAGAUAGUUGUAUAGUGCUUGAAGUUCUGGAUACUUCGAAUCUACGUAUUAUAGAUACUAUAGAUCUAACAAAAAAUAAUACAGACGAUGUCAUCGUACCCAUAGGUGCAAUGGAUACAGUUAGUAAUAUAAUGGACGAACAAUUGACAUGUAGCGUAUGCUCUGAAUUAUUUAUAAAAGCAACGACUUUAAAUUGUAUGCAUACAUUUUGUUUUCAUUGCAUCGAUACGUGGAAUAAGAAACGAAAAGAAUGUCCAGUUUGUCGAGCUUCAGUUAAAUCAAUGAACAGAUCUUUAGUUUUAGAUAAUUUUAUAGAGAAGAUGUUAGAUAAAUUAUCUAUGCAUAUGAAGGAUAGAAGAGCGGAAAUCGUGAAAGAACGUGAAGCUUUAGAAAGGAAGGAAAACGUCCAUAAUGAACAGGAAAUAGAAUAAGAAGCAAAACUAUAAAAUAUAUAAAAUAUAUGUGACAUGUUUAUUACAUAAGUAUAAAUAUUUAAUAUAAUUUUCAUCUUGUUUUUAAUAUCUACUUUGAGCAAAAA
Vespula pensylvanica (western yellowjacket) is the source of this 1592-nucleotide messenger RNA. RefSeq names its product E3 ubiquitin-protein ligase RNF8-like. The transcript is spliced from 5 exons. NCBI's taxonomy places the organism in Eukaryota, Metazoa, Arthropoda, Insecta, Hymenoptera, Vespidae. Gene Ontology annotation, molecular function: metal ion binding; histone binding; ubiquitin protein ligase activity. Gene Ontology annotation, cellular component: nucleus; cytosol; site of double-strand break. The coding region runs from base 49 to 1485 and encodes 478 amino acids. Gene Ontology annotation, biological process: mitotic cell cycle checkpoint signaling; double-strand break repair; protein K48-linked ubiquitination. The record is from RefSeq and is a predicted model, not a curated record.